Messenger RNA from Rotaria sp. Silwood1, 735 nucleotides. NCBI's taxonomy places the organism in Eukaryota, Metazoa, Rotifera, Eurotatoria, Philodinida, Philodinidae. The record is from the annotation of a GenBank genome assembly.
AUGCAUGCUCAAUUAUUAACAGGACUUAUUUUGACAGAAAUUAAGAAUGUAUCAAAUUCUUUACUUCGAUUAUUAUGUUUUUCUAUUCCAAAAGCACAUGAUGAAAUGUGCGAAAAAUUAGAGAAAAUGAUUGAUGAUGAAAAUUUACGUUUUGAUUUUACGAUUAAACAUAUUAUGGAUAAAAUUUAUUUACAAUGGAACUAGGAACAUAUCCAUUGUAAUUGUCAAUUCCAUCCUAUAAACGGUGGUAAUCGUUUAUAUGAAAUUUACUCGACAUGGGAUGACGAAUGGUAUCCUCAUUAUUCUAAUGAAAUUGAAAAUAUUAUUCGUCCUAAUAUUUAUUCUCGAUUGCAAUCAUUAGUUUUACCAGCUACUUCACCUAAAUUGACACAACUCAUAUUUCGUGGUGAAUUUUCUCGUUUGAAAAUAUGUCAUCUUGGUAGAUGCGAACCAAUCAUUUUUUCAUUAUCAAUGACUAUUCAACAGCUAAAUCUUCGUCAAUUAACCGUACGAGAACAAAAUGGUCAUGAAUUAGAAAGAAUUUUAUUGGCUUGUUCUUCUUUAGUGUAUCUUGAUUUCUCAUGUGAUGAUGUUAUUCCUCCAUUUGUUAUCAGAAACCGUAGUUUUCCAUCUAUGAAAUAUCUUCGACUUGGUCGACUUCAAAAAUUUUUUUUCACAAUGGAGAAUUCGAUUUUCUUCUCUCAAUCUUUCCAAAUCUUUCACAAUUUCAUUUAA